AUGAUGCGGCGUUGGGUGGUGUCUGAAGUACAAGCCAGUGGCAACACAGAACAUGACACUAACACAGCAGCAAGUCUAUCUCUCACAAGUGUCUGUCAUGCGAGUCUCUAUAUCUCUAACUAUCGCUUAGACGUAUCUAUCUAUCUAUCUAUCUAUCUAUCUAUCUAUCUAUCUAUCUAUCUAUCUAAGGUUGUUAAAUUUCCCCAUUCUCUCUCUUCUCUCUAUCUAUCUACCUCAGUCUGUUCAUAUCUAUCUCGUUAUCUAUCUCGGUAUAUUCAUAUCUAUCGGUCUAUAUCACUUGGUUCAUAUCUAUCUAUCUAUCUAUCUAUCUAUCUAUCUAUCUAUCUAUCUAAGGUUGUUAAAUUUCCCCAUUCUCUCUCUUCUCUCUCUCUUCUCUCUAUCUAUCUACCUCAGUCUGUUCAUAUCUAUCUCGUUAUCUAUCUCGGUAUGUUCAUAUCUAUCGGUCUAUAUCACUUGGUUCAUAUCUAUUCAUCUAUCUAUCUAUCUAUCUAUCUAUCUAUCUAUCUAUCUAUCUAUCUAAAGUCUGUUCAUAUCUAUCUCGUUAUCUAUCUCGGUAUGUUCAUAUCUAUCGGUCUAUAUCACUUGGUUCAUAUCUAUCUAUCUAUCUAUCUAUCUAUCUAUCUAUCUAUCUAUCUAUCUAUCUAUCUAAUCUAUCUCAAUCUGUUCAUAUCUAUCUCUAUUCUGUUCAUAUCUUUCUCUUUAUCUAUCUCGGUCUGUUCAUAUCUAUCUAUCUAUCUAUCUAUCUAUCUAUCUAAACAAUCAUUUCUAGUAGUAGCCAUCUUCGCAGAAAACGCAUUUUCUAUAUUAUUAACGUUGUCGCUUAUUCAGGACAUCUAUUUGUUUGAAUCUACUUUUGUAUGUGAUCAUUUUUCCGGGUUGAGACCUAGUCUUUCUUUUUUCAUUCUUUCUUACGUUUAUCUUUUCUUUCUUUCUUUCUUUUUUCCAGUCUUUCUUUUUUCAUUCUUUCUUACUUUUAUCUUUUCUUUCUUUCUUUUUUCUUCCAUUUCUUUCUUUUUCCAUUCUUUUUUCCAUUUUUUAAUUCUUUCUUUCUUUUCUUUCUUUUUUAAUUCUUUCUUCUUUCUUUUUUCCAUUUUUUCUUUUUUCCAUUCUUUUUUCUUUUCUCUUUUCUUUCUUUCUUUUUUCUAUUCUUUCUUUCUUUUUCAUUCUUUUGCCCUUUCUCUUUUCUUUCUUUCUUUCAUUCUUUUUUUCUUUUCUUCCUUUCUUUCUUUCUUCAUUCAUUUUUUUCUUUCUCCCUUUUUUACUCUUUCUUUCUUUCUUUCUUUCUUUCUUGCUUUCUUUCGUUCUUUCUUUCUGGAAAAGUCCAAAUAUCUAUCUAUCUAUCUAUCUAUCUAUCUAAGCAUAUCUAUAAAAAGAAUACCCGCUCGGCCCGCAUAUUCCUAUCUAUCUAUCUAUCUAUCUAUCUAUCUAUCUAUCUAUCUAUCUAUCUCAGUUUACUCCUAUCUAUCUAUCUAUCUUUCUAUCUAUCUAUCUAUCUAUCAGUCUGUUCAUAUCUAUUUAUUAGUCUCUUCAUAUCUAUCUAUCUUAGUCUCUUCAUAUCUAUCUAUCUAUCUAUCUAUCUAUCUAUCUAUCUAUCUAUCAUCUGUUUCUAUCUAUCUAUCUAUCUAUCUAUCUAUCUAUCUAUCUAUCUAUCUAUCUAGUCUGUUUUUAUCUAUCUAUCUAUCUAUCUAUCUAUCUAUCUAUCUAUAUGUUCAUAUCUAUCUAUUAGCCUGUUCAUAUCUAUCUAUCUAUCUAUCUAUCUAUCUAUCUAUCUACCUGUUCAUAUCUAUCUAUCUAUCUAUCUAUCUAUUAGCCUUGUGUUCAUAUCUAUUUAUUAGUCUCUUCAUAUCUAUCUAUCUAUCUAUCUAUCUAUCUAUCUAUCUAUUAGCCUGUUUCUAUCUAUCUAUUAGCCUUCUCUUCAUAUCUAUCUAUCUAUCUAUCUAUCUAUCUAUCUAUCUAUCUAUCAUCUGUUUCUAUCUAUCUAUCUAUCUAUCUAUCUAUCUAUCUAGUCUGUUUUUAUCUAUCUAUCUAUUUAUCUAUCUAUCUAUCUAUCUAUCUAUCUAUCUAUCUAUCUAUCAGUAUGUUCAUAUCUAUCUAUUAGCCUCCUGUUUCUAUCUAUCUAUUAGCCUGUUUCUAUCUAUCUAUCUAUCUAGCUAUCUAUCAGUCUAUCAGUCUGUUCAUAUCUAUUUAUUAGUCUCUUCAUAUCUAUCUAUCUAUCUAUCUAUCUAUCUAUCUAUCUAUCUAUCUAUCUGUCAUUGCUCGUCUCUCCUUCAGUCUCUCUCUCUCUCUCUUUAUAUUUCUUUACAGUUGCACAUUCGGCAGUUGAUGAAGUCUUCUCGUUUCUUGAUACUACAGAUGCUGAUACCAUAUCGUGCACGUCACCACGGUCCCAAUUGCACUGCCAGCCAAUGUCCCAGACCGUCUUUAUUGACCAAAAACACGGCCAACACACCAAUCAUCGCCGUUGGCCUCGUUCUCAAUCAGAGUCCCCAGCUCGACCAAUCAGCAUGCAGACCGCCACUAGACAAAUCGUGCCAAGCAGCAUAA
This is a messenger RNA of Acanthosepion pharaonis, 2565 nucleotides long. Lineage: Eukaryota; Metazoa; Mollusca; Cephalopoda; Sepiida; Sepiidae. The record is from the annotation of a GenBank genome assembly.